UUAUCCAUCGUAAUUAGUAAUUGUUUGAUACUGUUAGUGGUGUCUUGGACAAAGGCGUUUAAGAAUGUUAACAAAUUGUUCUUAUUUUCAUUGACUAUAUCCGACCUGAUACUGGGUCUCUUUGUGACUCCGUUCUCCAUUUUCAAUUCCUUGUACAAUGCUUGGGUAUUCGCCAAUGACAUAUUUUGUUGUGUUGAAGCUUACGUGUUGGCAGCAGUGGUAAUCGCUGCUUUAUAUGCUUUAGCAUUGUUACAAGUUGACCAUUUUGUAGCCAUACGAAAACCAGAUCGUCAUCAUUACAUGCUGUCACCAGCCCGAUCUGCCUGUUGGAUAUUUAUAGUAUGGCUUGUCGCUGUGAGCUUUUGUAUGCCUCCACUCAUCUCUUUACGACGAGCAAGAUACUACAGAGAAGCAUUUAUCUGUAUUAUUGAGGCAAAGAAACAGAGAGCCUAUUUCAUGACAGCUGGUUUGUUGAUAACAGCUCCUGGUCUUUCGGCCCUAAUAUACACAAGUUCCUAUAUGUUUACAAGCGCUUACAAGAAACAAUUGACAUUCUUCUAUCAAGUCUUCCCGGACCGUGCUAGUCGACCAUUAAAUUACAAAAUAAACUUCAUUAAUUCUAUUGUAUUCCUAUUGUGUUGGUUGCCUUGGUGUUUGUUGAGGGUACAUCACGUUAGUGUACCUCGUAGCGACAGAGCACCACCCGAAAUACAUUUUUACUUGUUCUGGUUGGGAAUUUGUACAGCAUUCUUUAAGUUUAUUGUCUAUGUUAUCAUGAGCGAAGAAUUCCGAUCUGGGCUCAGG
Molecule: messenger RNA, 804 nt
Organism: Lottia gigantea (owl limpet)
Lineage: Eukaryota; Metazoa; Mollusca; Gastropoda; Lottiidae
Exons: 1
Biological process (GO): G protein-coupled receptor signaling pathway
Cellular component (GO): membrane
Molecular function (GO): peptide binding; G protein-coupled receptor activity
Source: RefSeq, a predicted model, not a curated record